Molecule: messenger RNA, 1215 nt
Organism: Photinus pyralis (common eastern firefly)
Lineage: Eukaryota; Metazoa; Arthropoda; Insecta; Coleoptera; Lampyridae
Exons: 2
Coding region: 139-1104 (321 amino acids)
Source: RefSeq, a predicted model, not a curated record
UUAAAAUUAAGUUCCUUAGAGACUAUUGAUCAAAAUUAUACUAUUGCUUGGGAAGCAUUGAAAAAACGCUAUAAUAACAAACGUAGAAUCAUUAACACGCACGUACAAAAUUUAUUAAAUCUUGAACCGAUACUUGAUAUGCGCGCGAAUUUACGAAGGUUUAUAGAUACCAUUGAAAAUAAUCUUCAGUGUCUAAAGGCCAACGAGCAGGAUGUUGAUAAGUGGGAUGCUAUUUUGAUACCUAUAAUUUUGAGCAAACUAAAUUUAACUAUCAAUCAAGAAUGGGAGGAGAAAUUAAACGAGAAACCCGAUUCAAAUAAUAAGUUGCCUUUGUUGUCAGAGUUGUUAGAAUUUUUAAAUACAAAAACUAAUGUACUAGAGAGCAUAUCGGAUAAGAAACCAGACUCAUAUUUAGGUGAUUCCUCAAAAAAACCCUAUAUUAAAAAUACUACUCCAGUAAAACUCAAAUUUGGAAAUCACAUAUCUAAUCGAACUUUAACCUCAACCACACUUUGUUGUCCUAAUUGUAAUGGAAAUCAUCUUAUACAGCAAUGUGAUGCAUUUUUAAAAAUGGAUGCAAAAAACCGAAUCGAACGUGUAAAGGUACUUAAGCUUUGUCUAAAUUGUUUACGAAAGGGGCAUUUUAUUAGCAAUUGCAUUUCUUCAAGAUGUAGGACGUGCCAUCAGAAACACAACACUUUGUUACAUUUUGAUACUAAGGUAAAAGAAGCUACGUCCACUUCUGUAAUUCAAUUUAACGAUUCACUUCCAACAGUUCCAACCCAAUCUGGGGAAACUGUUACACCAAAUGAAUGUGCAUCAUAUUACAACAAUUCACAAUGCCAACAAAUUUUAUUAUCAACAGCUAAAGUUGACGUUUAUAAUUACAAUAGUGAACCUAUUCGUGUAAGAGUUUUGCUAGAUUCUGCAUCGCAAUCUAAUUUUAUAACGGAAAGAACCUGUAGAAUGUUAAAUCUACCCAUGCAACCCUCUAAUACCAUAGUGACAGGAAUAAAUCAAAGUUCCUCCAACGUCAAAUUUUCUACGACAGUCAAAUUGAAAUCUAUCUAUUCUGAUUUUAGUAGGCGCAAGUAUAUUUUAUGAAUUGUUAUCUAUAGGUCAAAUCAAACAACCAAACGGGCCUUUGUUUCAAAAAACAAAGCUAGGUUGGGUAACAUCAGGUAGUGUAUAUAGUAAAAAACCAGUAGACAAAAC